Molecule: messenger RNA, 6103 nt
Organism: Epinephelus fuscoguttatus (brown-marbled grouper)
Lineage: Eukaryota; Metazoa; Chordata; Actinopteri; Perciformes; Serranidae
Product: zinc finger protein 37 homolog
Exons: 3
Coding region: 382-1884 (500 amino acids)
Biological process (GO): regulation of transcription by RNA polymerase II
Molecular function (GO): DNA-binding transcription factor activity, RNA polymerase II-specific; RNA polymerase II cis-regulatory region sequence-specific DNA binding
Source: RefSeq, a predicted model, not a curated record
AGAAGUUGAAGCCUCUGCGAGCUAACGCUAUGUUUUUAGCAUUAUGACCAUAUCAACGUAGAGCUGGCUCGGCAACUGUGGAGCUAAUACCAAGCAAACCGGCUGCACCUUAAUAAAUGAAAAAUAGCCGUCCACAGCCUGUGUUCUCCAGUUAGCAAUUUGUUUAGUCUUUUUGUCUUUUUGAACUGGGAGCUGAGCGAACUAACGUUAGCCUUCUUCAGCUAAGGCUCACUCUGCUAAUUCAACAGUGGCCGAAAACAAAAACAGUGACACUGUCAGCAGGACAUGGCCAGAACAACAGGAGGGAUCUGGGAUCUGAGGACACAGACAGUUCAGGUAGAGCUGAGGAGUGUUAAGGAGUGACAGGGGGCUCCAGGGCUCAUGUCUACUCCACAAACGCUCACACCCUUUGACUCUGGCUGUGGAGAACACCUCAGCAUGGUGAAGACAGUAAAGAUGGAGCUCCUCAGAGCGCUUGUCAGCGAGUGUUUGUCUGCAGCUGCCGAGGAGAUCUUCAAGAUUGUAGAAAGAACCAUUGUGGAAUAUGAAAAGGAAAUGUCCUGUUCAAAGUGGGUGGUGGACAGCCACCGCAGACUGCUGGAUGCUGCCAAGUCCCAUAGUGAAGACUCUCUCCAAGUGUCUGCCACAGAUGUGAAGUUGCAGCCUGGUCAGCAUCAGCCUGCUGCCAGUGUGAACGUCAGCGUGUGCUGGGAGGAACCAGAAAACACCAUGUCAGAGCCAACAGAACCCUGUCCCAGCACGAACAACACUCAUCACCCUGCCAGUGAAACUGAUCAAAGUGAUCAGGAGAUACUGGUUGAUAUUGAAGAUGAUGAUGAUGUGAAGCAAGAGUGUGACCUGAACAUGCCUUUGAAAAUCCUCAAAGUGAAGAAACCGUUCAAAUGUCCUGUUUGUUUCAGUGGUUUUUCUUCCAAAAAGACGAUGGUACGACACAUCAAAAAGCAUCCAGAGGACAGUUCGUCACGUUACCAGUGCCAGUUCUGUGAGCUCUACUUCUGCCGCAAGUCUGAAUUCAUCAUUCACACCAGAACACACAAAGGCACCAAACCAUACAAGUGUCAGGACUGUGAGAAAAGCUUCGACCAGAGGGAUAGUCUACUCAUUCACAGACAAAAACACUCUGAGCAGAAAUCAUAUCAGUGUUUUAGUGAAAAGGUGGAUGCAGAAACCUGCCUCAGAUCAGUGACACUUGGCAGUAAAAUUGAAGAAGAGCUGGACUGCAGACAGGAUAAUUCAGGCAUUAAGACAUUUCCACUGACUAUCACUCCCUUUGAUAAAAGUGAGUUUGAUCAGGAGUCUCUUCAGCCCCUGUGUCUUUACCAAAUCCAGACUGUUGCUGAUAUAGAUAAAGACUCCUCAGCAGUUACAGUUGAUCACAUUAAAACCGAGCCGGCUGAAGCUGAUGGUGGAAUAUCGGACAGUACCACAGAGGAUCAGUUGACCCUUUCAGUGAAUUCAGGUGAACAGGCUGAAGGUGAGACAGAGCCAAAACAUAUCAACGUGAAAAACAUCCUGCCAAGACGACCUUCAGGAAAAUCCACAGAGCUCGUCAUUCAGUUUGAAGCAGGAACAGCACAGAAACCCUACAAGUGUCCUUGUUGCACCAAAUGUUUCUCCUUGACUAAAACUUUAAUCAGACACGUAAGGAUCCACACAGAGGACAAAUCGUACCAGUGCCAGUUUUGUGGGAGGAACUUCUGUCAGAAGUCAGACCUGGUAAAUCAUACGAGGAUACACACAGGAGAGAGACCAUAUCAGUGCAAAGAAUGUCACAAAUCAUUCGCACAGAAAGGCAACCUGGUGGUUCACAUGAGGAAACAUACAGGAAGUAAACUGUUAACAGUGCCACAAGUGCAGCUGUAGCUUUUGUCAGAGUUCAUCUUUUGACUGUCACAUGCCAAGCCACAGAUAGAGGAGUUUACAGCUUUGUCAUAAGGCUGGGAUUUACACCUCAAUAAUUUUUUUUGGUACUGAGUAAAAUGUGUCUGUAGCAAGUGAAGCACUGAAAGCUGGAAUUGAAUGUCUGUUCAGAAUCAUAAUCUUGUUUACUUGUUCUUUGUUCAUAUAGUUCUGAUUUAAAUAAAAAGCUUGCCACUUGAAACAAACUCACCAUGAGUUCCAUUAGUACAGUCCCAGCCAUACAAAAUGGCUGUUCCUAGCCAGAGGCUCUCUGGCUGUCACCCGGCUGGGAUCCAACUUCCAGCCACUGGUAGUCCUCCCCUCUUCCUCUUUCCUGACAAGGUGUGUCUAGAUUCCACAGUAAACACGCCCAUUCAAGCACCAUUCCUUUAACUAGUUUAGGCUAUUAUUUGUAUAGUAUGUUUCUUUCUUCUUUCUUCUUGUUGACUUAAGCUAGGUUUAUACAUGCAGCAGUGUCCCUGGAGUGAGGUUGGCGUGUCAAAAAAUUCUGUCUGUUCUCGCACAAACCCAUUACUUUCAAUGUAGACAGGCGUCAUGCGCGCUCACAACCCAAAGCGACGCGCUUGUUUUUUCAUCCAGUGCACAGCUCCACGGACCUGCUUCUCCCUCCAAUGUUGUGUCAGAUCCCAGUUCCCCCUCAGGCUGUGUCACUCCGGCUGUUUCCCAUGGAGCUCUGACCCGUUUGAAAGGCGAAGGAAGCCCAUACUGUAUGUGGAAAGACGUCGCCUCCGAGAUGUAGAAUGUGUAUUAUAGAAGAGAAACACGCAUUUCAGGACCGCUGACUUGUAUCACCAGAACAGACAUGUCCUGUGAUUUUCAGCCUCCUUUCAUAUUUAAUAGAGGGGGGACAAUACCUGACAGUAAUAUUCUCAGCUGUCAGGAUGUGCCUGCUGUAAAGGGUAAAUCAUAGAAGGCUGAAAAUCACAGGACAUGUCUGUUCUGAUUAUAAAAGUCAGCAGUGUAAAGCUCAAGUAUGUUGGGGCCUCCUUUCAUAUUUAAUAGAGGGGGGGACUGUAUCUAAAAGUACAGCUGUCAAGAUGCGCCCCGUCACAGGCCUUUGCCACCUUGGUCUCGAAAAAACAUAGGGAAAACCCUGUUACUGCGUGUGCUGCACUUGCAGUUCCACAUGGUCAAGGGAAUACUGGCCAAGCAGUUCAGCCUGUACAGACAUCUGUACAGCUGUUUAUUAAGAGACCACAGGAACUAGGCUUGGGCGGUAUCUAAUAUUUCAUAUCUUCCUGAAAUUUCACCACGGUGUUCACUUUAUGACUGUAUGGGUGUGCGGUGCUAACCCCCUUGACCAGUGAGUUCACUACUUCCCACAAGCUUUCUUAGCCUUUUCAGACUAAUAAAUACAUAUAGAAACUCACAAAAUUAAAAGUAAUAUUCUCACACUUAUUUUGUUGUUAUUUUGUUUCAGAAAUACAACUGUAUACUUUUUGAAAUCAGGUUUCUCUUGGUCACGGAACUAAGACUGGCUUAACUGCCUCAUUAUCUCAUUGUAAAACACACUACAUUCAAACUCAACAGAAACAAAAAAAAAACCUCACCCAAACCGUCUUUGUUAGAUAUCUAGCAAAUCCAAUGUUGCAGCAAUCACCAACUCCAAUUUGAUAGAAAUAAACUCUCAGUUUACCGAGUUACAUGUAAAAAACAUGCUGUUUUCCACCCUGCAAUUGUGAGUAGGUUACUUAAAUCAACUUAAUACAUGUUUUUUUCUACAUUUCCGGCAUCCUCUUCCCACUUCAUUCGAUCAGGAGAGAGAAUUUCACAAAUUUAUCUUAUGUUUGAGUGGUGAGACUGUGAGACCCAUGUUACUGACCAAACACGAAGUUAUCAGUGAUGGCUGUCAGAAUGUACAGUGAUUUAACAUUCAAUAUAACAUGUACAUCACUGUAAAUACCUGAGUUUGCUGUUGACUGCUCUAGUGGAGGCAAGUUGUUGUCUUCCCUGACAGAGAGGUCUCUCCGAUGAUGCAAGCAAUGCACUCCUCCUGAGCCUCCUCCUAUAGCUGUUGAGCUGUUUUUUUGUGUGUGUGUGUACUGUAAGUUUUAUAUUGAAUCAUUAUUGUUUAACUUGGAUGGUUCUUACAAAAGAGGAUACAGAAUUAACGGCACCCAUUACCUACUUCCAGGCCUUUGAUUUACCUGUCCCUGUCACACCACUCAUAAUAAAAUAAUAGUAAUGAUAUAUGUAUGUGUACAUACAUGUAUUGUAGCGAGGCAGUAACUUUUAAAAAGAACAUUGAAUUGAAGCCAUUUUUCAACCACACUCAUGCCAUAGAACCACAGCAAAACACACCUCAAAGAUUUUUUAGAUGGGUUUCCAAAUGGUGAAAAUGAGCUCUAUGGCUUAUGGAAAUAAGAACACUGGACGGCACUCUGUCAGAAGACUCCACUUGCAAAUAUCCGCUCGACUGAGCUCGAAAUGCGACGAUGCUGGUGUGUAUUUCAAAAGCGCCGUCAGUCACAAAGGGGUUCAGCCUUUUAGACAAUUCAUCCAAUCAUCAUGCAUACACUGAGCGUCCUCUCCCGCCUACCGCUCCAUUAGGUCCCAGGGAAGCUGAGGCUCCCUGGAAGUGAUGAUUUUGUCGCAUUUAUCCAAUCUGGUCUGGUUAACAAGGUACCCCAUGCUGAGAUUGUUUUAUGUUUCAAAGGUUAAGAAUCAGUGUUCAAUCUGACAAUUUACCCACUUAAGAAAGUAAUUUAUUGAGGCGAAGUUCUUGUACUGCUUAGUCAGUUUGACAACAUUCAAUGUCUUUGGCUUUCUUUAUCAAUGAAAAAAAAAGGACGAAUGUUGGUUUUGUAUCGGCACCAUAUUUCUAAGCAAACCAAACCAACAUUAUGUCAUUGUGGGUCCUAGUGGUUGUACAGUAUGGUUUAUGAGACUUUACCACUGGCACUUUCUUCAUAAUAUUCUUAAUGUCAUUUUAUUAUUUUCUGAUGAACCCAGUGUGUUCACCAAGGCUCACUCUGAUCACACACACACGCACACAAACAACACCACAGUGAAGUCCAACAUAGGGUGGAAACUGUGAUUUUAGAUAAAGUAAUGGCAGAUAAUUUAGUGCCAAAAGAAACCAGUGUAGCAGCACCUUGUGUUCAGCUUUGAGAUUACUUUUCUGUAAAAGCACUGUCUUUGUAGGGAAAGAGUAGAGAAUGGAAUUAUUGAUUUUUGUGCAGCGUGUAUUAUUAUUUUAAGAAUUUCACCGAGCUUUAGGAAUCUAUAUUGUAUUCAAAAAUGUGUAUUUAUUAUAAAGUUGUAAAAUUGUCUGUGUAUUGGAAUAAUUUUAUUUUGUGAGAAUUACGGAAUUAUGCUUUUUUUUUUUUUACAUGAAAUAUCAUAAUUACAGUGUAAAAGCAAUCUUCUGUCUCAGAGCAUUUGUUGAAUGUGUUGUAAGGAGAGCUAUUGUGUAUACAAGCUGAUGGCAAAGAAUUUGUCACCUGUACUUCAUCAGUUAGUAAGUUAAUUUGACACUUGAUGUUUUGGCUUGUGGUUUAUUUUUAUUAUUAUUUUUUACAAUCUUGUCACACCUUUUCACAUUGAUUUUUAGUAGUCAUACGAGUUUAUGACUUUUAUUUGAUAAUAAUGAAAGAAGCAUCAUACACGUCUGCAGUUAGACACGCAUUGGCACUCCUAGACUGUCGUAUUUCCAGCCUCGCCACCCCCUGAAUUAAAUGCCUCCCCUGCCCCCUUAUACAUACAAGCUCCUGUAGCAGCUCUUCUCUGCUCCUGUGGCAGCUCGACUCCUCUCCUCACCAUGGAUGCAUUAAGAGAAUUCUGAUGGUGUUGCUGUCUUGUGUGUGAAAAAAAAAUUGGAUGACAAGAGACUUGCUGACUUACUAUACUACUAUAGUUACUAGUUACUACUAUGUUACUAUAACUUCAUCAGACUGGUGUGGCUGAUUUUUUGAUUCAUAGCCGACCUGCUCUACCUCCUGAACCACAGCUGCCCAUCAAUGUCUUCUGUGGAGAAAAGUCUACUGAUGUAAAAUCUACUUUUUGAUGAAUUAAAGCUAACAAAUUUCAGUUUGAACUUUCUGUGGAACACAAGUCUGAGGUAGUUGCAUGAGUUAGCAUCAAACUCUGCAAGAUGAACCAGUCGAGACUGGAGGGAGGACAGUGGGCACUACGUUUCCAAAUGUUAACGCAGCCAUGUUAA